Messenger RNA from Salarias fasciatus (jewelled blenny), 1831 nucleotides. It is a transcript of the gene gpr34b, whose product is annotated as G protein-coupled receptor 34b. Gene Ontology annotation, cellular component: membrane. Gene Ontology annotation, molecular function: G protein-coupled purinergic nucleotide receptor activity. Lineage: Eukaryota; Metazoa; Chordata; Actinopteri; Blenniiformes; Blenniidae. The transcript is spliced from 2 exons. Bases 121 to 1176 code for a protein of 351 amino acids. The record is from RefSeq and is a predicted model, not a curated record. Gene Ontology annotation, biological process: G protein-coupled receptor signaling pathway.
GAAACAUUUCUUUCUUCUUUCCAGAUUGGAUCUUCUCGUCUUUGUCUCGUUCUUGCAUUUUUUUCUCAACCUGACAUCAAUCGUUUCCCCGUUUUGUUCACAGGACCAGAAACUCCCAUCAUGAACUCCAGCUGUGUGAACUACGACGCGCUGCAGAAGCCGCUGGCGGUGCUCUACUCCGUCAUCUUCGUCCCGGGGCUGGCCGGGAACCUGGUGGCUCUGUGGGUCUUCGUCCGCCUCCACUCCAAGAAGAACUCGGUGCGGGUGUUCCUCAUCAACCUGGCCGUGGCCGACCUGCUGCUGCUGGUGUGUCUGCCCUUCAGGAUCCUCUACCACAGCCGGGGCAACGUCUGGACUCUGGACCCCACCCUGUGCAGAGUGGUGGGCCUGGUCUUCUACAUGAACAUGUACAUCAGCGUGACUCUGCUGGGGCUGAUCAGCGUGGACCGCUACCUGAAGAUCCACCGGGGAGCGCGGGCGCAGCACAGGCUGCAGGCCACCAGGUGGAGCGUCGCUCUCUGCGCCGCCGUCUGGAUCGUAGCCUUCACUCUGACCUUUGCGCUCAUGCUGUCCAAAUCUGGACAGAAUCGGGACUCAACACUGGACAGGUGUUUCCAUUACAAGGAGUUCCAUGGCGAACAAUGGAAAGCCUACAUCAACAUCUUCGCCGUGGUCAUCUUCUGGCUGGUCUACAUCUCUUUAAUCGUGUCUUAUGGAAAGAUUGCUCUCAAACUCCUGAGGACCUCGCAGGCUAAACCCGACCUGCCCAACGCCCCCCACUACACCCGGACGGCCAAGAAGUCCUUCUUCAUCCUCUUCCUCUUCACCGUCUGCUUCGUCCCCUACCACCUGGUCCGGGCCUUCUACAUAAAAACCCAGAUCACGGAGACGCCCUGUUUCUGGAUCGGCGUGGCGGACAGGGCCAACGAGCUGGCGCUGCUGCUGUCCACCAUGAACAGCUGCCUGGAUCCCGUCAUGUACUUCCUGCUGUCGUCGUCGGUGAGGAAGGAGGUGCAGCGCCUGCUGAGCGGCGUGCGCUUCGUGCGGGACGUCCCGGGGAUCAGCGGCAGCAGCUCCAUGGCCGACGUGGACGGACGGAGCGGGAGGACCGACAGAGGACAGCCGACCGACGCCCAGACCGACACCGGGGAGAAACUGUGCGUCAGUCCAGUGUGACAGCGAGCUCUGAGGCCGGGAGGCGUUUUCCAGGGAAACAUGGCGAUCACGAGCAGUCUGGAGGCCAGGGGAGCGGCGCUGUGUCCGUGUGAUGCUCUGAUUGGAGAGGAGAGGGUCCGAGGCCCCGUUUCCGUUUUUACGUUUCGGGAGUGUUUCACGUUUAUACGGCAAUGUUUUGGAAAAACGGUGAACUGCAGAAAUGCUCCUGAAUGGCUCCUGAUAUGUGCCGUGCACGUGACAUUAAGCUGACAUACGAACAAGAUCGUUGAAGCAAAGGAAAGUAAAUUUUCUUCCAAAAGGAUCAAUAAAGUUUGCUUUCCGAUGAUCACGUUUCUCACAUCUUCAUUUACAAUAAAGACAGUUUUAAGAACGUCAGCCGGUGUGGCGUCUGUGCAUCACCUGUUCAACUCCUGCAGCCCCUGGUUUGACUUGAGGUCAAGAGACUUUGGAGCUAAUUCUGCCAACAUUGAGCGAAAGCUGACAGCUCUAACCACUGCUCCACCGUGCCACAUCUUGAGGGUUUUCAUUCUAGAACUGCCAGAAACGCGCUCGUGUUCGUCCAUGUGGGAAACAUCUCGAAGCAGCCGAAUCUGCUCAUGAACUCAGGUCUGAACCCGGCAUGAAGCCACGAAGCCCCUGCAAACUUUUAUUUAUU